This is a messenger RNA of Trichoderma citrinoviride, 2052 nucleotides long. RefSeq lists its product as hypothetical. The record is from RefSeq and is a predicted model, not a curated record. NCBI's taxonomy places the organism in Eukaryota, Fungi, Ascomycota, Sordariomycetes, Hypocreales, Hypocreaceae. Bases 1 to 2052 code for a protein of 683 amino acids. The transcript has a single exon.
AUGGAAAAGACGGAAAGGACGGACAUAGAGGUCUCGGCCUCGCCACCUAUUGCCGCCGUCCCGCAGACCAGGAAGCGCAGGUCGUGGCAUCUCAGGGCGGCCUGCGUUGCUGCUCUUGUCUGCCUGGCCGGGCUUUACCAUCAUCUCCAGCUGCCUCCUCAUCCUCAUCCUCCUCAUCGGCACCACAAUCACCAUCAUGAUCACAACCAUCAUCACCAUGACUGCAAGAGGCCGUCUCCUUAUGGCAGAUUCCCUCGGCCAAACGAUCCCUUUCACUUUCUCCCAUGCACCAACGUGACCGUCCCUCCCGCUCUCGAUGACCGCCAUCCCGAGAAGAGCUGGUCGAAGCUCUUUGACCCCAAUCCCAAGCACUGGAGCUGGGGCAACAAGACGGAGGACCAAGACACGGAAGCUCGCCCCAGACACGACCCGUUUGCUGGCCGCGGCAUCUACCUGUGCGGAUGGCUCGACGUUCCGCUCGACUACACCAAUGCCUCUGAUACCCGCAUCACGCGCCUUGCCGUGACAAAGUACCAGGUCUCCGGCCUCGCCCCCGUCCGCGGCCGCUCCAAGCCGUCCGCCGGCCACAAGAGCGAGCGCACCAUCGUCGUCGAGCCCGGCGGCCCCGGCGGCAGCGGAACGUCUCUGGUCUGGCGGUUUGCAGAAGCCUUCUCGGAGCGCCUGAGCGGCGGCGCCUUUGACGUGCUGGGCUGGGAUCCUCGCGGCGUCAACACGACCCUGCCCGCCCUCUCGUGCUUCCCCUUUGACGCCGACAGGGACCACUGGUCCAUGUUUGCCGGGCAGUACCGCGAGGUUCUCGCCUCGCCGAGGGCUCAGCUCGAGGUCGCCGACGCCUUGAACGAUGCCAUCUUUGGCGCCUGCUACAAGACGCACGGCGACCUGCCCCGGUUCGUCAGCACGGCGUUUGUCGCGCGCGACUUGGAGGAGAUCCGCAAGGCCCUUGGGGAGGAGGAGCUCACGGCGCACAUGAUCUCGUACGGCACGGGCAUCGGGCAGACGUAUGCAAACAUGUUUCCGUCGAGCGUCGGCCGGAUGAUCCUGGACGGCACCGAGUAUGUCAGGGACCACAGGCUUCUGGGAGGCUUUGGCUGGACCGCCUUGGACAAUGCCACGGAUGCCUGGCACGAUGGCUUCCUCGGGGAGUGCAUCAGCGCUGGACCCGAGCAUUGCGAUCUGGCCAAGCCGGUGGAUGAUGGCAAAAAUGUCACUCUGGACGGUCUGGAGUCCCGGAUGGAAGCGCUCAUCACUUCGCUUAUUGCGCGACCCGUGCCAGGAUACACAGACUUCAGCGGCCCGUCUCUCAUCACGUACUCUGGCCUGGUCGGCGCCAUCUACGGCUUUCUCUACAAUGCGUUCUCGUGGCCCGCGUUGGCCACUCUGCUGUACGAGCUGGAAGCAGGAAACUCGACGCUUGCUUCCAUCAUGCUCGAGCACUCGGCAUGGGAAUACGAUCCCACCCUCCCGUCCCUUCCCAACAAGAAGCCGUCCACCGACGAGCUGACCUUUAUGGUCAUCUGCUCAGACGGAUACGACGCUCCGCUGCCCGAGGACGGCCUCGACUGGUGGGAGUCGCUGUGGGCGAACAUGACGGCCAAGUCGUGGGUCUCGGGCAACUCGCGCUUCUUCGACGUCUUCCCCUGCCAGCACUUCACAGACUACUGGCCCACGCCGGCCGAGGUGUACCGCGGCGACCUCAACAAGACGCUCAAGAACCCGGUGCUGCUCAUCGCCGAGACGUACGACCCAGCCACGCCGCUGCGCAACGGGCGCAGGCUGCUCGCCGAGAUGGGCAGCAACGCGCGGCUGAUUGCGCACCACGGCUACGGCCAUUCCUCGCGGGACAAGUCCAACUGCACGGACGCCAUUGCCAAGAGGUUCAUCCUGCACGGGGAGUUGCCGGAGGAGCAGGAGACGGCGUGUUUUGCGAACGAGAAGCCGUAUUUAUAUGGCGUGGAUAAGGGCAAGAAUGCGCUUACGAUUUGGAGUGAGCAUGUGGAGGAGCUGCCGUAUCUGAAUCCUCGUCUGGGUUAA